Molecule: messenger RNA, 477 nt
Organism: Helobdella robusta
Lineage: Eukaryota; Metazoa; Annelida; Clitellata; Rhynchobdellida; Glossiphoniidae
Exons: 2
Coding region: 1-477 (158 amino acids)
Source: RefSeq, a predicted model, not a curated record
AUGUCACCGAGGAAACAAAAAAGAGAGGAUAAAUUUAGGAAGGUAAGGGCGUUCGUUGAGCAUAUCCUGCAAGAGUGCUUACAUUUGUCAAGAUACGAAAAAGUGGCAGUAGACGAACCAAUGGUUCCAUUUGCUGGUGCUGCUCUUGCCAAACAAUACCGGAUGACAAAAAAGUGGACAAUAUGUGUCUUGUUCCAUUUUUUAGAUUUGAUUCUGACCAACUGCUGGCUGCUGUAUCGCAGAAAAAGGGUAAUGGCAGAAGACAAAAAAAAAGACAUUUUAAAGUUCUUGCAAUUUCGUGUUGAAGUUGCCCAUACAAUGAUUUCAGAGGAUCACAUUGAAACUGAUGAUGACGGUGGCGACGAUGAUCAACCUCCUGCCAAAAGGAGUAAAACUAUUUCACUAACACCCAACAGAAAAAGAUCUGGCUAUUUCCCGAAAAUGAUGGAUCUGAAAAAUGCCAUGAGAUGUCGAUAA